Messenger RNA from Lotus japonicus, 1138 nucleotides. RefSeq lists its product as uncharacterized. The record is from RefSeq and is a predicted model, not a curated record. NCBI's taxonomy places the organism in Eukaryota, Viridiplantae, Streptophyta, Magnoliopsida, Fabales, Fabaceae. The coding region runs from base 144 to 959 and encodes 271 amino acids. The transcript has 5 exons.
UAAAACUAGCCAUUGCACAUAGAAAAUUACCGAGUGCUUCUUUGCUUUAUCUUGGUGACUUUGAGAAUAAGAUUGCUCUGUUUUCAGUUUGUUUAUUCCAGAGAGUUUGAAAGCUUUCUUCGAAUCCCCAUCUUUGUUAAAGAAUGUGUAUAGCUUUGUUUCUUUGGCAAGCCCACCCACUCUACCCUUUUCUUCUUUUAAACAACAGAGACGAAUACCACAAUAGGCCAACGAAGCCAGUGGAAUGGUGGGAAGGUAGUGAUAUAGUUGGAGGAAGAGACGAGAUCGCAAAAGGGACAUGGUUGGCUUGUUCAAGAGAGGGAAGAAUCGCUUGUCUCACCAAUGUUUUGGAGGUUCACACCCUCCCUGAGGCUAAAACCAGAGGAGACCUAGUUGUUUCAUUUCUCAAGAGUAAAGAGCAUCCCAAGGAAUUUUCAGAAAGCCUAAAAACAAAGGCGCAUUAUUACAAUGGGUUCAACUUGAUCGUGGCUGAUAUUUCAUCCAAAUCAAUGGUUUACAUCACCAACAGGCCCAAAAGACAAUCUAUGACCAUUGAAGAGGUUUCUCCCGGGCUACAUGUUCUUACAAACGCAAGCCUAGACUCACCAUGGCAUAAGGCUCUGCGCCUUGAAGUCGGUUUUAAGAAACAGCUUGCAAAAUAUGGAGUUGGUGAUAUACCUGUGAAGGAGUUAAUUCACAAGCUAAUGAAUGACAGAACUAAAGCUGAAGAAAGUCGUUUACCUCAUAUAUGCUCUCUUGAUUGGGAAUACGAUUUGAGCCCCAUUUUUGUUGAAGUAGAAACACCGCUGGGUCUAUAUGGCACUAGAAGUAGUGCUGCUGUAAUUGUAAGAUGGAAUGGGGAAGUAAAUUUCUUUGAGGCAUAUCUUGAUGAUGGAGUGUGGAAGGAGCAUGUCAUUGAUUUCCAUAUUCAGAAUCUAAAGUUGGCAAAGUGCAUGUGAAACACCAAGCUGGCACUAAUCGAGUUCGGAAGCAAAAGCAAUAAGCCUUUGCUGGUUUUCCUUUGGCUUUUCUGAAACUGUUGUACAUGUUCAUACUUCAUAUACAUACUGUGUGUCUGUUAAUACAUAAUUUGGAAUUCGAUUCAAUGAAGAAAAUGCAUUUUGUUGAGAAAAGGAAA